AUGUCGUCGCCGGACGCAUCCUCUCGCAAGCGGGCUCGUAUCAGCGAACCUGGUGCCAGCGCUCCGCUCAGUCGCCCGGUCCUGGCCGAGCUCCUAAAGUCCUUCUCGCAGGAGGAGGUCCUGAACUUUCUGCUGGAUUCGGCAGCUCGUGACCCGCAAGUGAGCGACGACGUGCAGGCCGCAUUCGAAAAGCGCAAGAAGGCCGAGUCGGAGCGUUCGCGUGACUUCGACCACUUCUCCAAGUCGAUCUGGAAGGACCUGAACGUCACGUACGACCGCGCGUCAGGCCGCCGACAGUAUGACGCCGGCUACGAGGUCUGUGCGGACAUCGAAAGCACGUUCUACACGAUCGCGAAGGAGACCCCUGCCUAUGCAACCUCAGGGACGAAGCUCAGCGCGCUCGAGACGAUGCGCAAGAUCCUGAAGAGUCUUGUCCUCUCGCAAGGCGAGGUGCCCAAGGUUGCCCGGAACAACUUCUACUCCAUUGAGGAAAUGAUCGCCGUCGCCAAGACGUUCAACAAGCAAGAGGCUGGAAUGGCGAGACGCAGGGGACUCGUUGCCAGACUGGAGGAGCUUAGGGGUCUGCAGGCGGACUACCUGGAGGUGUGGGACGUGCAGAACGUGAUCGACAUCAAGGAGGCCGAAGCAACCUGA
Trichosporon asahii var. asahii CBS 2479 is the source of this 654-nucleotide messenger RNA. RefSeq lists its product as uncharacterized. The record is from RefSeq and is a predicted model, not a curated record. Bases 1 to 654 code for a protein of 217 amino acids. The transcript has 2 exons. NCBI's taxonomy places the organism in Eukaryota, Fungi, Basidiomycota, Tremellomycetes, Trichosporonales, Trichosporonaceae.